Saitoella complicata NRRL Y-17804 is the source of this 2730-nucleotide messenger RNA. RefSeq lists its product as uncharacterized. The coding region runs from base 1 to 2730 and encodes 909 amino acids. Lineage: Eukaryota; Fungi; Ascomycota; Saitoellomycetes; Saitoellales; Saitoellaceae. Gene Ontology annotation, cellular component: endomembrane system; membrane. Gene Ontology annotation, molecular function: calcium:proton antiporter activity. Gene Ontology annotation, biological process: calcium ion transmembrane transport; intracellular calcium ion homeostasis. The transcript has 3 exons. The record is from RefSeq and is a predicted model, not a curated record.
AUGGAUAACGAUGCAGCGGAUGCGAUUGGGUUGCAGGAGGAAGUCGUGGAUGAGAUUCCUGAGAUUGAGAUGGAGCAGGGGGAGCUGAGUGAUACCGGCUCUGAUGCCUCUUUUACUCUGAAGGACCGACAAAAUGCCAUUAACAAAACCCACCCGUUCGGUAUCCGGAUCUGGAAACCCGCUAUCUACAAGAAAAUUCGUUCUGUCCAAGCCCGCGCCGAAGGCGACAUCCAUUCCGCCCCCGGUCUCCGUCACCGCUUCUCUAUCUUCAACAUCCUCUGGACUCUAUUUUUCGGAUGGUGGUUAGCUAUCAUCUGCAUGGUCGCAAGUAUUAGCUGCUACCUUCUCUGCUUCUCCCGCAGCGGCGUUCGGUACGGAAAAGUCUUUUGGGGAUUAGCCCGAUACCUCAUGUUCCCCUUUGGCCGCUUCGUCGAUCUCGAACCCGACGAGGCAUAUGCGGAAGAAGACGAGGGCGAGGGACAAUCUAUCUCCGAGUUCGAACGGUAUGGGUGGGAUAGGGAUAUCGAUGAUCUCGAGAAUGGACACCGAGAGCCGGGGGCGAGGAGUAUCAUUGGGAGACACAGGGAUUCGUUCGAGAGUACCUCUGAGACGGAUUCACUGUUGCGGGCACAUCGGAAUCGAAGGAGGAGGAGGAGUGAGGCGCAGGUUAGGGGGCAGAGGAGGAUGUUUGGGAGGGGCAAGUGGAGUUUGGGACGGAUUGUGUUUUAUCUUUGGUUUUACAUCUUGAUCGCUCCGCUUCUUCUGCUUGUGAGCAUGGUGUGUUGGAUGGGUGUGUUCACGAUUCCGAUGAGUAAGGUGACUUACCUUCUCUUUGCGCAUCUUCGUCGUCACCCGCUCUCGUUGUCAUUCCAUUCUGAUCUCGGCGAGGUGGGGAAACCGGGUUCGCCGUCUGCGUCGGUUCUCGUGUGUACGUACAAUGCGGUCGGGCUGGGAUACUACAAGUACACCGUCGACGGCACAAACAUCUUCUUCGUCAACCUCAUGUUCGUCGUCUUCUUCACCAUCGUCGACGACUACUUCAUCGGACCCUGGUCCGGACAUUCGACUUGGGUUUCCUCCCCUGCUGUCAUCUUCUCGUUGGCGUUGGUGAGUGUCAUCCCACUUGCGUAUUUUGUCGGGCAAGCUGUUGCUUCGAUUUCGGCACAGUCGUCAAUGGGGAUGGGUGCGGCGAUCAACGCGUUCUUCGGAUCUUUGGUGGAGAUUUUCUUGUAUUGCGUUGCGUUGAAUCAAGGAAAGGCGCAGAUUACAGAGGGAAGUAUCGUUGGGAGUGUGUUGGCUGGUGUUUUACUCAUGCCUGGAACUUCCAUGUGUGCUGGUGCGCUCAGGCGGAAGACACAACGAUUCAACGCCAAGUCGGCGGGAGUGACUUCGACGAUGUUACUGUUUGCCGUGGUAGCAGCCUUCGCACCAACCCUCUUCUACCAGAUUUACGGCACGUACGAACUCAAAUGCGGACCCUGCAAGCACAAAAACCUCGACUGCCAACGCUGUUUCUUCGAUCAAUCCGAUGCGCUCUCCGAUCCCUUCUACCAGCACUCCGUCAAGCCAUUCACGUACCUGUGUGCGGUCUGUCUAGUCUUGUCAUAUGCGAUUGGGUUGUGGUUCACGCUGCGUACACACGCGAAGCAGAUUUGGCAGAUGCCGAUUGAGGGCGAGAGGAGGGGUGAUCACAUGCGGGAUUCGAUUAUUACGCUGCCGCCGGCGCCGCAGGAUGGGGGUCAUUCCCAUGGUGACAGGCCACAUGCAACGAGGAGUACGUCGUUUAUCCGGGAUUCGGCGGUGUAUAAACGGGCUAUGCCGGCGAUUCAGUCGUUGUUGAGUCCGUAUCGGCAUGCGGUUGAGGGAGAUCUGUCUGGUGAUGCUUCCGGGAGUUCGCCUCGUGCGUCUGGUGAGGUUAACGGUGAACGGAGACCUUCGUUGAUUCAGGGAUUGAGUCCGGAGGAUAACUUGAAUCUUGCGAGGAAUGUUGCGGAGGUCGCUGCGACGGCCGCAGCGUUGACGAUUCAUACUCAGCAGCAGAGUGGGACGCAUCAUCGUCCUUCGCCUGCGCGACACCAAACUCGCCCGACGUCGUAUUCCUAUGGGAAUGCGUUGGACGAUUUCCCUGAGGAUGCGGAACCGGGACAUGGGGGGCACGAUGCACCUAACUGGUCGAAGACGAAGUCUGCGGUUAUCUUGUUGAGUGCGACAAUUCUCUAUGCCAUCAUUGCCGAGAUCCUCGUGGACACCGUUGAUGUUGUUCUCGAACACGUUCGGAUUGACGAGAAGUUCCUCGGGUUCACGCUCUUUGCGCUGGUACCGAACACGACAGAAUUCUUGAACGCAAUCUCCUUCGCCGUGAACGGCAACGCCGCCCUUUCAAUGGAAAUCGGCUCCGCGUACGCGCUCCAAGUCUGUCUCCUCCAAAUCCCGGCUCUCGUCGCCUACUCCGCCUUCACCAACUACGGCCGCAUAGAAUCCGCAUCAUCCACCUUUUCCCUGAUUUUCCCGCGCUGGGACUUGGUGUGUGUUAUCCUGAGUGUGUUUUUGUUGAGUUAUGUGCAUGGGGAGGGAAAGAGUAAUUAUUUCAAGGGGAGUAUUUUGGUGUUGGGGUAUGUUGUGAUGAGUUUUGGGUUUUAUGCUACGCCGAGUGAUGCGCAUUCGUAUGGGCCUUUUGAAAUUCUUAGGGGGCCUGCGAUACUCAUGCAAGGUGGUGGUGGUGAGCCGUAG